UGGACUCUCACCCUUAAUUAUGUAAGUUAUGUUCUUUAUUUAAUCGGACCGUAAGGCGUAUGGCAGCGAGCGUACAGCAGUUCGGAUGUUGCGCUGAGUGCCAAAGACGGGUGCGGACCGUCCUCCAGGCUCCGGGCACAACGGCUCACGCGAGCUGCGUGAUACACGGGAGCGCGCGCCGCCGCGACGCGCCUUGUCACUGCUUUCCUGCCCCGCAGCUUUCGACGCGCUCUGGCACCUUUUCCCACUGUCAAACCACCGGUAAAUACAGGAAAAGCAGAAUUGAGACACACGUUUCACCACUCCGAAAGCAACUCUAGAGCCAGAGGGGGCGGAGAAGUAUGGAGAACAGCACGCUCGUCGUCAGCGUGGUGGUAACGGUGUUUUGGUGCUUCGUUGGAGGCGUUUUACCAUGGUUCAUCCCCAGAGGACCGAACAGAGGAGUCAUCGUUACCAUGCUUGUAUUAACAGCAGUGUGCUGCUAUCUUUUCUGGUUGAUUGCAGUGCUGGCACAGCUGAACCCAUUGUUUGGUCCUGCGCUGAGCAACGAUACCAUCUGGUACCUUAUUUACCACUGGCAAUAAAUUCAUGGACUCCUCAGACCACAGGUGAAAGUGAUGUGAUUUUUCCAACUAAAAGAGGAUAAUACAAAACUUACUGCUAUAAAUUUAGUAUUUUGUUACAACAUUUUUUGGUUGAGCCGAAAAUAUUUGUCUAUUGUCACAGGAGGCAGUCUUUAGUUUUGAAUGCCCUUGUACACACUAAAAAAGACCCCCCCC
Molecule: messenger RNA, 779 nt
Organism: Scleropages formosus (Asian bonytongue)
Lineage: Eukaryota; Metazoa; Chordata; Actinopteri; Osteoglossiformes; Osteoglossidae
Product: V-type proton ATPase subunit e 1-like
Exons: 3
Coding region: 342-584 (80 amino acids)
Biological process (GO): proton transmembrane transport
Cellular component (GO): proton-transporting V-type ATPase, V0 domain
Molecular function (GO): proton-transporting ATPase activity, rotational mechanism
Source: RefSeq, a predicted model, not a curated record